This is a messenger RNA of Colletotrichum chrysophilum, 1611 nucleotides long. RefSeq lists its product as uncharacterized. The record is from RefSeq and is a predicted model, not a curated record. The coding region runs from base 1 to 1611 and encodes 536 amino acids. Lineage: Eukaryota; Fungi; Ascomycota; Sordariomycetes; Glomerellales; Glomerellaceae. The transcript has 3 exons.
AUGCUCAAGGCCCUCGUCGCCGCCGCGGCGCUCGCCGCGCCGGCAUUCGCGACAGUACAGGAUGACUGCCUCGCUCUCACGCCAAAGACGAUCGUGACCAACUCGACGGUCAGAGUGCAGACGUUCGUGGCUUCGGGCACGAAUCUCACCUUCCCCGAGCAGAAUGCGAACUGCGGACGCGCGAGCCAGGUUGUCAGGGCGAAUUUGUGCCGAAUUGCCAUGAAUCUUACCACGUCGGCCAAGUCUGAGGUUGUGACGGAGAUCUGGCUGCCUGAGAAGUGGAAUGGUCGCAUGGUGACUGUGGGUGGCGGAGGUCUGGACGGAUGUGUGCACUAUGAGGAUCUCGCAUACGCAACUGCCAACGGCUUCGCGGCCGUGGGCACCAACAACGGCCACGACGGCACCUCGGGCGUGCAGUUCCUCAACAACGACGAGGUCGUGACGGACUUCUCAUUCCGAGCGCUCCACGUGGGCGUCGAGGCCGGCAAGCAGCUCGUGCAAACCCUCUACAAGAGCGGCGCCAAGAAGUCCUACUACCUGGGCUGCUCCCUCGGCGGCCGCCAGGGCAUCCAGGCCGCGGACAUGUUCCCCGAAGACUUUGACGGCAUCGUCGCCGGCGCCCCCGCCGUCGACUUCAACAACCUCUACUCCUGGCGUGCCGGCUUCUUCCCGCUGACCGGCGCCGCCGACUCCAAGGACUUCAUCAACGCCACCGUCUGGAAGACGACCAUCCACGACGAGGUCCUCAAACAGUGCGACACCAUCGACGGCGCCGAGGACGGCAUCAUCGAGGACCCGUCCCGCUGCCACUUCGACCCGUCCAAGAUCCAGUGCAAGGACGACACCAAGGACAAGGGCCAGGGCUGCCUCACAGCGCCGCAGGUCGAGAUCGUCCGCAAGAUCUUCGCGCCGACCAACUACCCCAACGGCACGCUCUUCUGGCCGGGCAUGAACCCCGGCAGCGAGAAGGUGUCGGCCGACGGGCUGUACGCCGGCAAGCCCUUCGCGCUGUCCGAGAACUGGUUCCGCUUCGCCGUCAAGAACGACCCCAAGUGGGACCCGGCGACGUACAAGCUGGACCCGGACGGCAUCGACGCGGACAAGAAGAACCCGGGCCGCAUCCGCACGAACCCGAGCGAUUUGUCAAAGUUCAAGGCGCUCGGUGGCAAGCUGCUGAUGUACCACGGCACGCAGGACAACCAGAUCACGAGCCUGCACACGCCAAUCUUCUACGACCGCCUGGCGAAGGGCAUGGGGCUGGAUAACAAGGGCAUGGACGAGUUCGUGCGCUACUUCCGCAUCUCGGGCAUGUUCCACUGCACGGCGGGCCCGGGGGCGUGGGUUGUCGGUCAGGGCGGCGGCGCGGCGGCGAUGAAUGAUAAUUUGCCUUUUGACGCGGAGCACAAUAUCCUUGCUGCUGUGGUGAACUGGGUCGAGAACGGGGUUGGUCCGGAGACGAUUAAGGGGACGAAGUUUGUGAAUGACACUGCGGGUUUGGGUAUUGAUUUCCAACGCAGGCAUUGCAAGUACCCGUUGGUGAAUUCGUUUGGAGGUUCAGGGCCGCAUGGGUCGAAGGAUGUUGAGAACUGGACCUGCAAACCCCCAAGCUGA